Molecule: messenger RNA, 702 nt
Organism: Eruca vesicaria subsp. sativa (arugula)
Lineage: Eukaryota; Viridiplantae; Streptophyta; Magnoliopsida; Brassicales; Brassicaceae
Source: the annotation of a GenBank genome assembly
GAUUUUUGUUAUGGGUUUUAGCAAAUGUGUGGAUCCCCAUCACUAAGAGACGUGUUAAAACCGAGCAAUAAUCUUGCUCUAAUAGUGUUAGAUUUGGUUUCUAAAUCUAUCAAACCGCGAAAUAAACCAAAAACCGAAACCAAGAAAUAAACCGAACCGGAUAAACUCCCCCCCAAUUAAACCGAAUUUGGCAUCUACCCGAAACACUAAAACAAACCGAAUAGAUUCCCAUUUCGUCACACCACAGCGAUGCCUCCGUCGACGAAGUCCUUAACCGUCGCAGCGACCUCCCUACGAAACCGGAUCUUCUCCAGAUCCGGAUCCACAUCCGCCGGCGCGAGUCGAUGGGCGACGCCGGGUCACGAGGAGCGUCCCAAGGGCUUCUUCAUGAACCGUACUCCUCCUCCGCCUGGACAGUCGCGGAAAUGGGAGGAUUGGGAGCUUCCUUGCUACAUCACGAGCUUCCUCACGAUCGUCAUCCUCGGUGUUGGACUCAAUGCGAAACCUGAUCUUUCGAUCGAGACUUGGGCUCAUCAGAAGGCCCUGGAACGGAUCGAGAUGGAGAGGCUCGUUGGAGAAUCUUCCGAUUGAGUGUGAAUGCUUUGAUUCAAUGGAUGGUGGAUAUCGAAUGAGUAUUUUUUUUUUUUUUUUUGAUAAUGAUUGUUGAAGAUGAAAUAAGUGUUUUUAAAAAACUGUUUAUGA